Molecule: messenger RNA, 2163 nt
Organism: Phlebotomus papatasi
Lineage: Eukaryota; Metazoa; Arthropoda; Insecta; Diptera; Psychodidae
Exons: 2
Coding region: 1-2163 (720 amino acids)
Biological process (GO): DNA integration
Molecular function (GO): nucleic acid binding
Source: RefSeq, a predicted model, not a curated record
AUGGUGAACGCCAAAUGUCUCAUGCAGAAUCUUUGGCAACUCAAGUGUGAUUGGGAUGAGGAAGUCCCGGAAUCAGUGCUUAGUGAAUGGAUAUCAUUUCUCAAAUCCUUGAGAUUCAUUCCCAACAUCAAAAUUCCGCGGUGUAUAUCCGAAUUCACCCAAAUUUCCAAACGGGAAGUGCACUUAUUCACCGAUGCCAGCAAGAAAGCAUAUGGCGCAGCCAUAUACAUCGUGACUGAAAACUCUUCAGGAUUCCGAUCCACCCGGCUUCUGACAGCUAAGUGUCGUGUUGCACCAGUGAAGGUCGCUACAAUCCCAAAGCUUGAGCUGUGCGCUGCUGCAUUGGGUUCCAGGAUCUUGAAAGCUGUGUGCGAUUCCUUGAACUGUCACAACCACUACUGCUGGACUGAUGCUAUGAUUGUGUUGUGCCAAAUUAGAUCACCCGUGAAACGUGAAGCAUUUGUUAAGAAGCGCCUGGAAGACAUCCUCAACAAUACCAGGGCUGAAAGAUGGCAUCACGUUCCUACCACACACAAUCCAGCGGACUUGAUUUCAAGGGGAGUCACGGCAGAACAGUUAGAUGAAUCCUCGCUCUGGUGGAAGGGGCCGGACUGGCUCUCAAAAUCCAUCGAGUACUGGCCAACCGAACCUGAAGGUCACCAAGAAGGAUGCCUACUCGCAACCACGGCUCAAUGGCCCGACAUACGGAAAGGUACUCAGCAAUCUGGACCGUUACUUCCCGAAGAAAUUCAGAGGGCAGAAAUUGUACUGGUGAGGCUGGAGCAACAGGAGUUGCUCGUUGAUGACAUCAAAACAUUAUCUGGCCCAAAGAAGACACCAGUGAGCAAACAGCUACGUCAUCUUCAAGUCUUUUUGGAUGACGAUAAGGUUAUGCGUGUGAAAGGGCGGUUGGAAAAUGCGAAUGUGGAUGAAAAUACCAAGCAGCCCAUGAUCCUCCCCAGUGGACCGCUGGCCAAGAUGAUUCUACAUCAUGAGCAUUACCGUUUACUGCACGCAGGCCCUACCCUUAUCAUGACAGAGAUUAGACGCAAAUUCUGGCCUAUCUUUGGAAGACGUUUACCACGAGAUGUCUAUUGGAGAUGUAUCACCUGCAACAAAGCCAAACCUCGACCUUGUAAACAGUUGAUGGGCCAAUUACCGACACCUCGUGUCACCCUGACUCGACCAUUUGCCUCCACUGGAGUGGACUUUGCGGGGCCCGUGCUUGUCAAGGCAAGUAAACUUCGAAAAGCACCCGUUCAGAAGACCUAUCUGGCAGUAUUCAUCUGUAUGGCAGUGAAGGCCGUGCACAUUGAGGUUGUGGGCGACCUCACCACCGAGGCUUUCUUGGCUUCACUUCGCCGAUUUUCUGCCAGAAGAGGAACACCCAAUCAUGUUUACUCCGACAACGGGACAAACUUCGUCGGGGCUGCCCACUCCCUGGGGAAAUUUCUUGCAAAUCCAGCCAACCAGAAUGCCCUCAUUGAUGCCACCUCCGGAAACUCAAUCACUUGGCACUUCAUCCCACCUCGCUCUCCGCAUUGGGGUGGACUCUGGGAAGCUGCAGUGAAGACGCUGAAGUAUCACCUGAAUCGCAUCAUGGGCACAACCGUGCUAACCUAUGAAGAGUUGACGACUGUUACCACGCAGAUUGAAGGAGUAAUGAACAGCCGCCCUCUCACUGCACUCCCGGAAACUGAAGCUGAUCCUGAUGCUCUCACACCGGCCCAUCUACUGAUGACAAAACCAAUCACCAAUCUUCCAGACUGGGACUUGGAGAAGGUGUUCCGACUCGAUCGAUGGCAACUCACCCAGAAGCUAUACCAGGACAUCUCCAAGAGGUGGAAACGUGAGUACCUAGUCUCUUUACAACGCAGGUCAAAGUGGGACAAGGAGUACUCAAAUUUGCAUCCGGGAGAUGUGGUGCUCGUGCUUGACAAUGCCUCAUCCGGGGCGUCAUGGCCAAUCGCUCGUGUAGUGGAUAUCCAUCCAGGAAGAGACGGCAGGGUCCGCUUGGUCACCAUCAGGAUGAAAAAUGGCACCUACAAGCGCCCCAUUCAUGUCUUGGCCAAGCUACCUACGGAAUCAGAGCAUCCGGAGACAUCAGAACUGGCAAAGGGUGACUUUUCCCUGGGGAAUGUGUUGGCGCCAACACAAUCCUGA